Molecule: messenger RNA, 183 nt
Organism: Apiotrichum porosum
Lineage: Eukaryota; Fungi; Basidiomycota; Tremellomycetes; Trichosporonales; Trichosporonaceae
Exons: 2
Coding region: 1-183 (60 amino acids)
Source: RefSeq, a predicted model, not a curated record
AUGACUCUUACCGCUGCUUCGCGCCCCAUCGUCCAGGCCCAGACCCCCGUCUCGCCACCCACCUCCCCCCGCCGCAACUCGACCCCUCUGAGCGCGCACCCUUGCCCCGGCUUCGCCGACCUGGUCCACUCGGUCAUGAACGUGUACUCGGCCCGCAACGAGACUUCGCGCAGGCAUGCCUAG